GACGCGGGCCGGGAUCGGGUCUCGCAGCGCACCCCGGGCUUGGCGUGCCGGUCCAGGUGUGCGGUCGGCGGCGUUCCCGCUCUCCCCGGUCGGGUCAGAGUCCCCGUCCAGUCGGGUUGAUGACGCGGUGCCCGUGCUCCCCAGGGGUCCAGGCCCAUUUGUCGGGCUGCUGUUGGCGGGUGGUGUCUGAGAUGCAGUCGUGACAGCUGCGGGAGGACCCUAGCCGGAAGCCGCGGCUUGGAGUGGGGAGGCAGGACGAUACAGACUCCCCUUGGCCUCGGACACAGCUUGCGGGUGGCCAGCGGCAGGACGCCUGGCCCUGGAGGCCUGGCCCGCGUGGGACAGACGUGGGCCCACCCGCUCUACAUAGGGGCCGAAGCGUGCGUUGGGAGAGACUGCCCCUGGGACCACAGUUCUAAUCUUCUGUCCAUCAGGGAGCUGGUGGUCACCAUGGCAAUGAGGGAACUGGUGGAGGGCGAAUGUGGGGGUGCCAACCCGCUCAUGAAGCUGGCCACCCACUUCACCCAGGACAAGGCCCUUCGGCAGGAGGGACUGAGGCCUGGCCCCUGGCCCCCAGGAGCCUCAGCUGCAGAGACGGUUUCCAAGCCUUUGGGAGUAGGUUCUGAAGAUGAGUUGGUGGCAGAGUUCCUGCAGGACCAGAAUGCACCCCUUGUUUCCCGUGCCCCUCAGACCUUCAAGAUGGAUGACCUCCUGGCAGAGAUGCAGGAGAUUGAACAGUCAAACUUUCGCCAGGCUCCUCAGAGAGCCCCUGGGGUGGCAGAUUUGGCCUUGUCUGAGAAUUGGGCCCAGGAGUUUCUUGCGGCUGGAGAUGCUGUGGAUGUAGCGCAGGAUUAUAAUGAGACGGACUGGUCCCAAGAAUUCAUCGCCGAAGUCACAGACCCCUUGUCUGUGUCCCCUGCCCGAUGGGCUGAGGAGUAUCUGGAGCAGUCUGAGGAAAAGCUGUGGUUGGGAGAGCCAGAAGGAUCUUCUACCACCGAUGGAUGGUACGAUGACUACCAUCCUGAGGAGGAUCUGCAGCACACAGCCAGUGACUUUGUGUCCAAGGUGGACGACCCCAAAUUGGCUAACUCUGAGUUCCUGAAAUUCGUGCGACAGAUUGGCGAGGGGCAGGUGUCCCUGGAGUCCGCUGCAGGGUCGGGCCGAGCACAGGCAGAACAGUGGGCAGCAGAGUUUAUACAGCAGCAGGGCACAUCAGAGGCCUGGGUUGAUCAGUUCACAAGAUCUGGAAACAACACGUCUGCCCUUGAUGUAGAAUUUGAACGAGCCAAGUCAGCUAUAGAGUCUGAUGUCGAUUUCUGGGACAAGUUGCAGGCAGAGUUGGAGGAGAUGGCAAAACGGGAUGCUGAGGCGCACCCCUGGCUUUCUGACUAUGAUGACCUCACAUCCGCCUCCUAUGACAAGGGGUACCAGUUUGAGGAGGAGAACCCGCUGCGUGACCACCCUCAGGCUUUUGAAGAAGGGCUGCGUCGACUUGAGGAGGGAGACCUGCCCAAUGCUGUGCUGCUGUUUGAGGCUGCCGUGCAGCAGGACCCUAAGCACAUGGAAGCCUGGCAGUAUCUGGGUACCACCCAGGCUGAGAAUGAGCAGGAGCUCCUGGCUAUCAGUGCCCUGCGGAGGUGUCUGGAGCUGAAGCCAGACAACCGGACAGCACUGAUGGCACUGGCUGUAAGCUUCACCAAUGAGUCCCUGCAGCGGCAGGCCUGCGAGACCCUGCGAGACUGGCUCCGCUACUCACCAGCCUACGCCCAUCUGGUGGCUCCUGGCGAAGAAGGGGCGAGUGGGACAGGACUGGGCCCCAGCAAGCGUGUCUUGGGAUCCCUGUUGUCCGACUCCCUGUUUCUUGAAGUGAAGGAGCUCUUCCUGGCAGCUGUGCGUCUGGACCCCACAUCCAUUGACCCUGAUGUGCAGUGUGGCUUGGGGGUCCUCUUCAACCUGAGUGGGGAGUACGACAAGGCCGUGGACUGUUUUACGGCUGCCCUCAGUGUCCGUCCCAAUGACUAUUUGCUGUGGAACAAACUUGGGGCCACACUAGCCAAUGGGAACCAGAGUGAAGAAGCAGUUGCCGCAUACCGCAGAGCCCUGGAACUACAGCCUGGGUAUAUCCGGUCUCGCUAUAACCUAGGCAUCAGCUGCAUCAACCUUGGGGCUCACCGAUUAUUGUGAAAACUUGUCAUCUCAUUCACUCCUCAUCGAUGGCGCUGUUGCUCCACAGUGGCAUUUGAUACAGUGUCUGACUGCUGACUACACAAUUGUGGACACAUGCAGACAUUUGGUCCCUGCCUGCUGAGUGAAUAGUGUACACUGGAAGUGUGUUAAAGAAUCAAGACAUGUUGAAUCGUGGAGAUGCUGAUCCAUUCUUCUCUGUUUGGGGAGGAUGACUAAAUUUCCUGGUCACUGGACCUUGCUCCCUAGGGGAAUGUGCCAUGAGUCAAGAGUGCUUUUGGAAGUUCUACUAAGAGAGCACACUGAAGGGCUUAUUCUCCCUCAGGACAAAGCCUCAGUGUGACCCACACUCACUUGCGGAGCAGAAGGGAGAACCUCAGACCUGGAGAGGGAACCCCACCGUAGGUGAGAUGCCUAUGCACAGGACAGCCUCAGAGCUCCCGGAUGGCAUGCCAGUGAUGAACCUGGCAAGAACUCUUUGCAAGGAAGUCAUGGCUUUGGAGACCGAGGCUGCCUCUGGCCACAGGGCUUAUGUGCAGGUGGUGAGGGAACCUGAUGCUGGCUGCCAGAAAGCAGCCGUUUGGGGAGGCUGACAGAAGACAUGUUUGGAGUGAGUGGUCAGUCUUCGCUGCUGGCCUUACAGAGGUACAGGCAUUCAGAUGCACUGCUUUCUAAUACUAGUUAUGCACAUGAGUUCUUCCCUGAACAAUGACAUGCUUAAUUUUAAUGUAUUUCUGAGAAUUUCGUGCUAUGUAUUUUGACCAUAUUCUUCCCCACUCAACUCCCAACUCCUCCCAAAUUCCCCUGCACUUAUUCAGAAUAUGCAAUCAGAGGGUUCCAGGUAAGACAGUAUAUUAGAAGCUAUCUCAAUGUGACCCUAUAAGGGAGAAGUCUGAAUAAGAAAAAACUACUUUAAAGAAAGGGGGAACUUUGGAGAUUCACAAAAACAACAUUAGGAUACCUGAUAAGCAAGGAGAAAAGGAUGGGCAUUGCACAGGAAGGAAGUAAUUCGAGGCUAGCACGAUGGCUCCCUGGGAAAAGGUACUUGUCAGACAAACCAGACGAUUCGAGUUUAAACCCUGGAACCACAUAAGCUGACUCCAGAAAGUCCUCAGACCUCAACAUAAAGGAACAUUUGGAGCCCUGCCACUCAUGUUUGAAGUCACUGGUACCCACACCUGAUAAAGGCACAACAGAAAAGAAGAAUUCUAAAUCAGUUUCCUUGGUGAAAGUUGAUACAAGAUUUAAUAAAAUACUUAGAAACUAAAUUGAAUAAAAGAAAAUUAUGCAUCAUGA
This is a messenger RNA of Mesocricetus auratus (golden hamster), 3480 nucleotides long. It is a transcript of the gene Pex5, whose product is annotated as peroxisomal biogenesis factor 5. The record is from RefSeq and is a predicted model, not a curated record. Gene Ontology annotation, biological process: protein import into peroxisome matrix, docking. Lineage: Eukaryota; Metazoa; Chordata; Mammalia; Rodentia; Cricetidae. Gene Ontology annotation, cellular component: peroxisomal membrane; cytosol. Gene Ontology annotation, molecular function: protein binding. The coding region runs from base 451 to 2184 and encodes 577 amino acids. The transcript has 15 exons.